AUGACAAACACUAUAGAUGAUAUACAUUUGGAUCUUACACUUAAUUAUUGUCAACAAAUAACCAAACAGUUACUUGAACUUGCUCAUAAAUUUGCUAGAAAAUCACGACGACCAUCAACACAACUAACAUGUAUAGAUUUAAUUAAUGCUUUUGAAUUUUAUUUAACUAUGACUACGAAAAAAAUAGUUUAUUAUAUGCGACAUUUUGAAGCACUUCAUAAUAUUGAACCUUAUAAUUUUAAACUUCCUGAUCCUGAAUUAAGUCCUGUUGGUCAAACUCAAGCUAAAACUGCUAUUGAAAUAAUAAAAAAUAUUCCAUCAAUAGAUUUGAUUGUCUGUUCACCAUUAACACGUACACUUCAAACGUAUUUACUUGUUUUUAAUGAUCGACAAACGGUGCCAUUAAUCAUUCACCCUGAUUUACAAGAAGUAUGUACUGAACCAUGUGAUAUGGGUAGUCCAUUAAAUGAUUUAAAAACAAAAUUUCCAAAUCUUUCGAAUGAAUUCAAUACAUUUGAACAAACAUUUGGUGAUAUUGAAUGGCUUAAUAAAAUUCAUCCCGAGAAUAUUUAUUCACCAGAACAAAUUGAACAACGAUCAAAACGUUUUCUUGAUUGGCUUAUGAAUCGAUCUGAAAAACAUAUUUUUGUUAUUUCUCAUAAUUUGAUGUUACAAAAACUUCUUCAAAAUGAUAAUAAACAAAAAAUUGAAUUUAAAAAUGGUGAAAUUAAAACAAUUGAAUACUAA
Adineta steineri is the source of this 747-nucleotide messenger RNA. Lineage: Eukaryota; Metazoa; Rotifera; Eurotatoria; Adinetida; Adinetidae. The record is from the annotation of a GenBank genome assembly.